Messenger RNA from Ipomoea triloba (trilobed morning glory), 672 nucleotides. RefSeq lists its product as uncharacterized. NCBI's taxonomy places the organism in Eukaryota, Viridiplantae, Streptophyta, Magnoliopsida, Solanales, Convolvulaceae. The transcript has a single exon. The coding region runs from base 1 to 672 and encodes 223 amino acids. The record is from RefSeq and is a predicted model, not a curated record.
AUGGCACCAUAUGAAGCCUUAUAUGGACAGAAGUGUAGAAGCCCUCUGUGUUGGGAAGAUUCGAUUAACUCUGUGACGUUAGGACCCGAAUGUCUUCAAGAAAUGACAGAAAAGGUCAAGUUGAUUCAAGGAAGGAUGAAAGCUGCUCAGGACCGACAAAAGUCUUAUGCUGAUCAAAGAAGGCAAUUAUUGGAAUUUCAAGAAGGUGAUAAGGUAUUGCUAAAAAUAUCUCCUACGAAGGGAGUAAUGCGGUUCGGGAAGAAAGGAAAAUUGAGUCAAAGAUAUAUUGGACCGUAUGAAAUCCUUAAGAGGAUCGGAAAGGUAGCAUACCGAUUAGCACUACCUGUGGUGAUGGAUCGAGUACACAAUGUAUUUCAUGUGUCGCAAUUAAGGAAGUACGUGUAUGAUACAUCGCAUGUACUCCAACCUGAGGAGGUGACUUUGGAUGAAAACUUAUCAUAUGAAGAAAAACCAGUAAGAAUCAUGGAUACUAAGACCCGGGAUACCCGCAGAAAGUCCAUAAAGUUGGUGAAAGUAUUAUGGUCAAACCAUUUGGGGGAAGAAGCCACAUGGGAGCUAGAAGAUGAAAUGAGAACGCGAUAUCCUACAUUGUUUGAGCAAGGUAAAAGAGAACCUUUAUCUCUUUCCAAAUUGAAGCUUCUAUUUCAAUAA